AUGGUAACGCUGCAUCAUCAAGAAUUCUGCCAACCAAUAACGAAUCUCCCGCAAAGAGAAAGUCGCGAAGCAAACGGCUACAGCCUGGAGAACAAUGUGCCAGAAGAAGAGGACAGAGUAAUGAACUUCGCAUCAGAAACUGGCCGGCUCUCUCGGCCUGUUUCGCCUGACGCCAAUCCCAAUGAUGCACCAGCUGCUGUUCAUUACCCCAAUUACCCCAAUUACCCCAAGGAGGUUGCGCAUUAUCCUUCCUCCCGAUACGGCUUCUGUGACUGGCCUAGAUGGACCUGGAACACCAAAAUUACUCGGCCAAAACCAUCCUACUACUUUAUCUAA
Messenger RNA from Penicillium pulvis, 336 nucleotides. RefSeq lists its product as uncharacterized. The record is from RefSeq and is a predicted model, not a curated record. The coding region runs from base 1 to 336 and encodes 111 amino acids. NCBI's taxonomy places the organism in Eukaryota, Fungi, Ascomycota, Eurotiomycetes, Eurotiales, Aspergillaceae. The transcript is spliced from 3 exons.